ACCCUUCUUGCGAAAUCCUUCAUCGAGGCAGGACACCGAGACAUCGAAGCUUUUAAAGCGUUGGAGAAAUGUUUCGACCAGGAACAUCGUGGGCCGCUUGCCCAUGCGCAUUUCAUGAGGACGUCGUCAUAUCGUAUUACUUCGCCUCGCGCUGGUGUCCAAGAUAAAAAGGACGAAAAAUCAUUUUUAGCUCCAUUAUCUGAAGAAUCAUCUGAUGCUACAGUAAGGUCGAGCCAAAAUGGGGAUGAUUUAACGCCUAACAAGCAGAGCGAGUUUUUCGAGGAUGAGACACCCUCUAAAAAGAAGAGCAAAUCGGAACAAUUCGCAGAGCGGCAUCCCAAGAGGCAGAAAAGAGCCAAAGGCCCUCCUGGGAAUCCGCCCUAUAAGCAAGAUAGCACAACCAGCAACUCGAGCAAUAAAAUCCAAGCUGCGCUUGCUUGGGAUUCGUCUAGGUUCGCAACCUCGAAUGGGAAAAUGGUUUUAUUCGUAAGAGCACAUUAUUCAUGAAGUAUGGGUAGUGAACAAAAAGGCUAACUUGCGGAGAUGCCUUUCUUGCAUUACGAGACAGAUGAGCGGCGGCGGAAAAUGAGUAGAGCUAUUAAAAACGCACGCGAUGGUCGAAACAUCGUAGACAACUCUUCCCGAGAUUCUCUCAUUGUCAACGCAUAUCUCAAUAACACACCCCCUCUUCAUCCACGCAGGACCCUUGACCAGUUUUUCUACCACGGUAUCGAUACGUCCGUCAGGGAUACAGACCAAGUUGUCUAUCGAUAUUGCGAAAGGCAUGGCGUAGAACCCAAAGUUUUCAUGGUCGACCAGUUGUGGCUUUGGAUAAUUGGGAAAGAUCUUAUUAUUACAUGUUUCCCUCAGCGCUGGGACCAGCCUAAACAAGAUCCCUUGAAUGUUUUAGAUGGCAUCAUUGAGGAAACGAAUGCCAAGACGAGACCUCCUAUUGGAUCUGUUUAUGACCUGGCGAUGCUUAUAACUAGCCGUUGUUCCGGUACAUUCGACCGGCACCGUCUGGAUGAUCAAGAUUUCCAGUUUUUGGAUAUGUUUGAGAGCUCAAUUGGCCUUGUUACAGACCAAGAAAGCAGAUUGUUCCGCCGCUUCAACGAUGCCUCGGCACAGUCAGCACAGUGGCUUCACUACCAUCGGCGCAGACGUAGUAUCAGCAAGCCCGCACGCCUUUCUUCCUUUGGGACCCCGGAAACGUCUGGGGGCGGUGGGAUGGACCAAUUUCCAGAUGCUCUUCUUGAUAUCGGCGUUGAGACUUCCCUGUUAGCGGAGAUUAAGGACAUCCGUGAUGAACUAGGCAUCAUCGCCGUUAUCUUAGAUGCACAGCUAGCGACGCUCGAGGACUUCGAGCUGCAACUCACCGAAGAACUACGUGGCGAUGGUUCUAACCGCCGUGCCACCGACGCAGCCGUUGGCGAAAUCCGUAAGCGCGGCCGCGAGCAAGUACGUGGACUUGAGAUGCGGCAGAAGGACAUCUGGAGGAUGGAUCAUCAGGCACAAUCUCUAUACGACAACCUGACAGAUCUACUGGACCUCAAGCAGAAACACUCAAACGCGCUAGAAGCUCGCUUUGCAGGUGACCAGGCGGUAAUCGCGGCGAAACAGGGACAGACGAUCAUGGUAUUUACCAUCGUGACAAUCAUAUUCCUACCCAUGUCCUUCAUCGCGGCUUUCUUCGCCAUCAACCUCCGCGAGUGGCAGGAGGGCGAUGCCCUCAGCAUCCCGUACGUAAGUAAGUACAUGUUCGGCAUUGGCCUCGGGAUCAGUAUCCCAUUGAUUGCGAUGGCGUUCGCGGUGACGGAUAUCACGGAUGCAGCCAGGGCAGUGUUUGACACCGGGAACCGGUGGUUCUCGUCUUACAAGAACAAAGGGGAGGGGAAAGGGCGCUUUUCACUCAGAAGGGUCAGGUACGAACACCGGGUUACCGCGGAUGAAGACGACUUGGUGGAAGAGAGGCAGAUCAUGCACCCGAAAACUUCAGUCUCGUCACAGCGCGGGCGAGUGGGGGUCGCGGGGACAGACCAUCACCACUACCAUCAAUACCACCACCAGCAGAUGGCAGCCGGACUGUCCCCGCGGAUGCGGCCUAUGUACAGCCGUGGCCGCGACCGCAGCGUCGAUAUGCAUGCCGCAUCCCGGCUCUCGCCCGUCUCCGGGUCGCGGAAGGUAAGCUUUGGAGACGCGAACGGCGGCGCCUCAUGGGGUAGGCCCAGUCUGGAUCGGAACCGGGAAAGGAGGUUAAGCGAGGAUUUGGAAAAAGGGCGGAGGGUAUAUGGGUAAAUGUGAUAUAGGUAAUGUAGGAAAUGUAGGGAAAAAGGGGGUAUAAUUAGGUCAUGUUAUUUUGAUGUCUUGGUAUCAUAAAAGCCCAAGGAAUUCUUGGGGGCAAUUUGAAUACCAAUCUGCUUGGUAGGUUCGUAAUGAUAUGCAAUCCUCAUAUUCGAGGAGACUGGGUAUUAGAUAUCUAACCUAGGUGGGCAUCUACGCACUACAUACGUCGUCUAUGAACAUAAUGGAACAUGCGGAUUCUGAUAAUAGCAGACAUAUGUUUUAUCGAAGAAAGAGAUUCCUUGAUUUGGGAUUUAGGAGUAAAGUGAG
Molecule: messenger RNA, 2610 nt
Organism: Hypoxylon fragiforme
Lineage: Eukaryota; Fungi; Ascomycota; Sordariomycetes; Xylariales; Hypoxylaceae
Exons: 3
Coding region: 544-2295 (583 amino acids)
Biological process (GO): metal ion transport; transmembrane transport
Cellular component (GO): membrane
Molecular function (GO): metal ion transmembrane transporter activity
Source: RefSeq, a predicted model, not a curated record